Molecule: messenger RNA, 2694 nt
Organism: Exserohilum turcica Et28A
Lineage: Eukaryota; Fungi; Ascomycota; Dothideomycetes; Pleosporales; Pleosporaceae
Exons: 1
Coding region: 16-2694 (892 amino acids)
Biological process (GO): double-strand break repair via homologous recombination; reciprocal meiotic recombination
Cellular component (GO): nucleus
Molecular function (GO): DNA translocase activity; ATP-dependent chromatin remodeler activity; ATP binding
Source: RefSeq, a predicted model, not a curated record
CCAAAUCCUCUUACCAUGAAGCCUUUCCGGCCUCUUACCCUCUCGCGCCCCCGUAUCGACGGUAGUGAGCCGCCAAACAAGAAGCGAAGGAUCUCGUCCAAUGCGCUCUCAGGCAAUCGCCAGCCACUCAACACACUGAACAAUCCCGCGCCGGCGCAAUUCUUACCCCCAGGCCUCGAAGGAAACUACUAUACGGUGUUAUGGCGGAAAUUCACAGCCAAAAAGAACAAGACAUGGGAUGGUGACGGCGUACUUGCCGUGGUGGGCGGUUAUGCGACUCUCACAGAUAGCGAGACAGGAAAGGAGCUGGGAAAGGGAGGGUGCAGUCGACCUCUACUUCCCGGCUCUACGCUUUCGAUUGGUGGCAAAGAGCUCGAGGUUGAAGGUUCUAUGGACAAGGCAGAUUAUCUUGCUGGACGCAUGUUUCUGGGCACGGCGGCAGCUGCCCCGGUAGAAAAACGAAAGCGUCCUGAACCAGGAUACAAGCCUCUGUCUUCGGUCAAACCAAAAUCGAAUAAGAAAGCCGAAGCCACCGAUAGUGGGGAGACAGUACCAGAGUACCAGCCUUCUGCCCAACGCAAGCAACAAUUCAAGGCACCUUUGCUAUCCAAUACCGUAAUGCCACAACGCAACCCGUCGAUUCCACAGCCGCGCCAUGAUCCGAAUGCGCCCAACGCCCUCAUUAUGAAGAGACCCGACUCUUGCCCCAAGGGAAAACAAAUCGUUGAUGUAGUUGUUGACCCAGUCCUCAGCAAGCAUCUCCGCGACCAUCAGCGCGAGGGUGUACAGUUCCUCUACGAGUGUGUCAUGGGUAUGCGAUGCGAGGGCGAGGGCGCAAUCAUGGCCGACGAAAUGGGCUUGGGUAAAACACUGCAGACCAUCACGCUUCUCUGGACACUGCUCAAGCAAAACCCAAUACACGAGUCUUCUCCAGUCAUAAAGAAAGCCCUCAUCGUCUGUCCCGCUGGACUGGUCGACAACUGGAAACGUGAGUUCCGUAAGUGGCUCGGCAAUGAAAGAGUUGGUGUAUUCGUCCUAGAUGCAAAGAACAAGAAGAUUGCCAAUUUCACAAUGGGCAAGUCUUACAACAUCAUGAUUGUCGGAUACGAGAUGUUGCGUAUUGUGCAAGAGGAUCUGAAGAAGGGCAGUAUCGACAUUGUCAUUGCAGACGAGGGUCACAGACUAAAGACAGCCAACAACAAAGCGAUGCUUGCUAUCCAGUCUCUGAACACGGAACGACGCAUUAUCCUAUCUGGUACUCCGCUACAAAAUGAUCUCGGAGAAUUCUACACUGCUAUCGAUUUUGUCAAUCCCGGACUCCUGGGCCAACGAUCAGCCUUCAAGCGAUCGUUUGAAUUGCCCAUCAUGCGCAGUCGUCAGCCUGAUGCGAGCGAGUCAGAACUUGAAAAGGGUGAAGCUCGGUGGAAAGAACUCGUGUCUUUGACUAGCCAGUUCAUGAUCCGGCGAACAGCAGAAGUCCUUUCGAAAUACCUGCCACCCAAAACCGAGCACAUCGUCUUUUGCAGACCUACCAAAGGACAAGCAGAAGCCUACCGCGCCAUCCUGGAUUCACCGACAUUCCGGCUUGCACUAGGCAGUACAGACAUCGCUCUACAGCUCAUCAACGUACUCAAGAAGGUUUGCAACAGCCCCUCUCUGCUCAAGUCAUCCAAGGACAAUGAAGACACGCCAUCCGACAUGCUGCAAUCCCUCCUUCCACUUAUCCCCAGCAAAAUCCUCAACUCGAGCGCUUCCAGUGCAAAGCUGAGACUGCUCGACAGCCUCGUGCAUUCCAUCUACACGACGACGGACGAAAAAAUCGUCAUUGUCUCAAACUACACGACCACGCUAGACAUGAUCGAACGCCUCCUGGUCUCCAUCUCAUACACGUACCUCCGGCUCGACGGCAGCACGCCCGCCUCGAAACGCCAAGCGCUCGUCGAAAAAUUCAACAAGUCCCCCAAGACAUCUUCGUUUGCGUUUCUCCUCUCGGCAAAAUCCGGGGGUGUGGGUCUCAAUCUCAUCGGCGCAUCCCGCAUCGUGCUCUUCGACAUCGACUGGAACCCUGCGACGGACCUGCAGGCCAUGGCGCGCAUCCACCGCGACGGCCAGAAACUGCCGUGCAAAGUAUACCGGUUCCUCGUGCAGGGCGGCCUCGACGAGAAGAUUUAUCAGCGCCAAGUCAUGAAGAUGGGGCUUGCGAAUGCCGUCGUGGAUAACAAGGCGUCUGCGUCGUCGUUUUCGCAGGACGAGCUGCGCGACUUGUUCCGCCUCGAUGAGCGUGAGGGAUGCCAGACGCACGACUUGCUGGGUUGUACGUGUGAGGGCCGGGGCUCGCUUGAACCCAAGCUUGAAGAUGAAAAUGCUGGUAACGAAGAUGAGGAUGAUGAUGAUGACGAUGAAGAUAAACUGCCAACGCUGCAGAAAGCAAGUCGGGUCAAUAUCGAGGAGCAGGAGGCGAGGAUUCAGGCUAGACGCGCUGCUAAGCUACCCAAGUUGAGGAUGCUGAUGGAAUACCGCCAUAUUGACACGAGCAUUCUCAAGGGCAUGGCGAAGAGCGAGGAGCGUGAGGAGAGUGGCGAGGAUGAGGCCGUGGAUGAUAUGGCCGUCGCUGUUGAUGACGAUGUCUUCCUUGAUGUCUUGAGGCAGCCAGAGUGUAAUGUGGGGUUUCUGCUCACAAAGUCGUCGUCUUAG